Molecule: messenger RNA, 948 nt
Organism: Dibothriocephalus latus
Lineage: Eukaryota; Metazoa; Platyhelminthes; Cestoda; Diphyllobothriidea; Diphyllobothriidae
Source: the annotation of a GenBank genome assembly
AUGGUUGCAAAGUUGUGCAUUUGGGUCGCUAUGCUGGCACUCCUCAUUACAUUCCUCAUGUUUUUAUCUUCAUUCUAUCUAAAAUUGAACGAGCCCCUAAUCUUGCACAAACAUGAAAUCCAGAGGUUUGUUGUGGAUAGCGGACGGACUAAAGCGAAGCGUCAGCAGUUGCCAAAUCUGGAGCAGCUCGACUGGCCAGAACUAGAAUAUUUGCCUGCUCCGCUGGGUGCGCCGGGAACAAAACAAAUUCUAUGGGAACCACAAUACAGCCGCAAACAGAUGCGUACACAAUGGAAGCUAUUCAGUGCUUUUGUCAACUUCAUGGAGGAACUGGAUGUGCUGUGGAGAAAGAUGGCUGAACUCACACCCGAAAUUAUAAUUAAGCAAGGCGGGUUAAGGGACAAGAUCUACGCAAAAUUAAUUGAACCCCACAUUACCUCGCAGGAUGUCGAAGGUAGCCGCAAACUGUGUGGCUGGUGUGACUGGGGUUGGCCUUUCAUUGAUAUUGGUUACUACACCACCAACGCAACCCACAUGGAAGAACGGGCAAUUUAUUUUGGUGUGCAUGAGACGUGUGCCAAGUCUGAUGUUUUUCCUCUCAUAUUCCGCCCAUUCUACAAGCACUGGGUCCCAACGCCAAGAAACAGCUUUGCAGCUAUCAUGCAACCGAACAUCGGCGUGGUAGAUUGCCUCGUAUCCGGAUGGGAUCACGUGUUUGAGAAACAAAGGCAGCGUCAAUUCAUAUCGUGCGAAAAACUGGCGCACCGGUAUGCUUUCGUUGAGCACAACCCCCUCUACGACAACAGCGACCAGGGCAGUGUCUCAGACCUGGUGUGCGUCCGCGAGAGGCUUAUUCUUGGUAAUCGGAGCAUUCACGAAAUACAUCUGGUAGCACCCAGAAAUGUGGCCCAUGUAGAAACCUACGGAAUGCGUGUGGUGACGCCCUAG